UUCUCCCCCCCUCCUUCCCCUAAGCCUGGAGACCAAAAUAAUCUUGCUAGGAACAGUCAUAACAGGCAGAAUUUCAAAGUGCAAGGAAGAUGAUAAGAAUAGAUUUCUACAAGUCCUGACCACGUGAUUUGCGAAAUAAUUAAUUCAGCACGUCCCUUAAGAAACACGGAGUCGUCAUUAAUCUGCCAAGCAAAGGACUCUAUCAGACUUGAAAACUGAAGAGAUCCCAAGAAUAUAAUAUACAAAGGGUGCAGUGCCUCUCUCUGCACACCUAGCUCGUUGGUAGCUGCCGAAAAAAACAGACGCCCGGUCCGUGCCCACGGAUUAUCCCAAGGAACCUGAAGAUCCUACCCACACAGUUAAAGUCAAAAAUCAAGACAAAACAUAAGUGUGGUGGCUGCGAGUGGCCCGGGCCGACGACGUGAGGCGCGGGGCGGCAGUCAAUGUUAUUUGAGCGGGGGCCGCGGGCCUCGGCGAUCGCAGAGCGGAGGAUGCAGAAAGCCGCCUACUACGACAACGCGGGGCUCUUCGGGGGCUACACCUACAGCAAGGCCGACGCCUACCCCUACGGCGCUGCCCACCAGCCCUACGGCCAGGCCGGCCUGGACGGCGAGUACCCCGGCUCCGCCUGCUCCGUGCAGGGCUCGGCGCCCGGCCGCGCCCCGGCGCACAAGGGCAGCGAGCUGGGCGGCAGCUGCAUGCGGACGGGCGGGGGCGGCGCUGGGGGCAGCCAGCCCCCGGGCAUCGGCGAGCAGCAGCCCCCGGCGCUGCCGCCCUCCUCCCCGCCCAACCCUGCCCCCAGCGCGCCCCCUCCGAAAAAAGCCAAGGGGGGGCCCAACUCCGCGGGCUCGGCCACCUCCACCCUCAGCAAGCAGAUAUUCCCCUGGAUGAAGGAGUCCCGGCAGAACUCCAAGCAGAAAAGCACCUGCGCCCCCUCAGGAGAGAGCUGCGAGGACAAGAGCCCCCCCGGUCCAGCCUCCAAGAGGGUGCGCACAGCCUACACCAGCGCGCAGCUGGUGGAGCUGGAGAAGGAGUUCCACUUCAACCGCUACCUAUGCCGGCCGCGCCGGGUGGAGAUGGCCAACCUCCUCAACCUGACGGAGCGGCAGAUCAAGAUCUGGUUCCAGAACCGCCGGAUGAAGUACAAAAAGGACCAGAAAGCCAAAGGCAUCAUGCACUCCCCCGUCGGACAGUCCCCGGACCGCAGCCCCCCCCUGAGCGGCCCGAACCACGUCGCCUACUCCAGCCAGCUCCCCAGCGUCAACAGCCUCAGCUACGACGCGCCCUCGCCCACCUCGUUCGCCAAAUCCCAGCAGAGCAUGUACGGGCUGGCCGCCUACACGGCGCCGCUGAGCAGCUGCCUCCCGCAGCAGAAGCGCUACGCGGGCGCGGAGUACGACCCACACCCCAUGCAGAGCGGCGGCGGCGGCUUCGCCAACCCCAGCCUGCAGGGCAGCCCCGUCUACGUGGGGGGCAACUUCGUGGACUCGAUGCCGGCCUCGGGCCCCAUGUUCAACCUGGGGCACCUGCAGCACCCCUCCUCCGCCAGCGUGGACUACAGCUGCGCCGCCCAGAUCCCCGGCGGCCACCACCACGGACCUUGCGACCCCCACCCCACCUACACGGACCUCUCCUCUCACCACACCUCUCAGGGACGGAUGCAGGAGGCCCCCAAGCUCACGCAUCUGUAGCGGGGGGGGCGGCCGGCGGGGCCCGCUCCCCUCUCGAUUACCUCACUUUUCUGACGGGACAGUGUGACUUUGCUCUCGAGUGCCAACAGUAUUAGUGGAUGUGUCUCCCCUAGCAGCUCCCUCCUUUCUCCCGCAGCCUCGGGUAGGUCCGUGAGCAGGAGCCUUUCUCUUAGAGCUGUGUUAAGCAUGACAGUGCAAUAUACUGCAAACCGAGGGACUGAUAAGCUGGUAAUGAUGUGCUUGAAGGUAAGUCUUAGAGAUGCCGUAGUGUUAGCAGCGCGUCAUGCUGAGGUGUUUUAGAGCAGCCGUGAGCGGUGGUAACUCGCCCGCGCCUGAGCUUAUGUCGGAGAAGUUAAUUUAUGGAUCCUUCCGUAACGUGAGGAUCGCAUCGGACUAAAUGAUAUUGUAUUUAUUAUUUUAAGCGAGACUUUUUUUUUUUUUUUUUUGUAUCACUGAUUAUUUAUCCUCGUCUUAAUGUAUUUAUGUGGGUAUUUGUAGAGUUCCUUCACCAAUACUUCGGGAGAGAGAUUCAGGUCCGUGGUGACUUACAUUUCACCUAUUUAGUAUAUUCAGUCUGAGCUAGUUGAGAGAGUAGUCUUGAACAGUUGUAACAGUGGCUGGUGUUUGUAGUUUAUGUAAGGAUUAAUUAAGACAGCAAGUUGUAAGUCUAUUUAAUAGAGUAAAACCGUGACAUCACACAAAGAGCCGUUACACUUAAGAAAAAAAGAAUCGGAAAUAUUAUAAAAGUAUUUAUUUCUGAUGUCCCAGCGGAGCGCUGGGCUGGCAGCGGCUGGGCCUGGGGAAGCCUCCUGGAGCCGGGAGAGCCGCCGCUUUGAGGAGGCGACCUACAGAGCGAGGCGCUUGGCCAUCUUGUUUCAGAUCAAAUCCUCCAUCCAAAAACCUCGGUGAGGUUAACAUUUAUUUAUUGACUGGGUAUCUAUCGCACAUAUUAUUAUUUCGGUGGGGUAUUAUCUUUCUUUCUCUCUUUUUUUUUUUAAUUUAAUUUUUUUAUUACAUUCUGGCUAUCUGAAAUAGGAAAGAAAUUAGAAGCUUAGAACGCAAAAAAAUUAGAAACCCUCUGAUAGUGCUAAUUUCAUUAGGGUCUCCAUAGCAAUCCGCGCAGCAGCUGCCGCCUCCUUUGUUAUUUAUACCGUUGUCUUUAUACUAACCAUAAAUCAAUUUUUUAGACAUCUUUGGAAGCCCGAGCUUUUCCUCUUGUUUUUCAUAAAAAUAAACUUUGAAAGAAAAUUGACAAUCACCUCUAAACAGCCGCAGGGAGCUGCCGAGGCAGUGCCGCCGCGCUCCCCGGCGAGGACGGGCCCGUCCCCUCUGCCCGCGGCACCGGGGCCGCCGCCUCGCCCGCCAGAACGGAACGGGCAACACGGGGGGGACGAGGAAAAAAUAAUGGAAAGAGAAAAAAAAAUAAUAAAAUAAAAUAAAAUAAAAAAAAAAAAAGGAACGAUGCUCUGAACCCUCGUGUUUCCUUCUCUCUGGUUACACGGCUGUGUUGAAUCCCUCGCUGAAUUUAGAGAGAUACUUCUUUUGUAAACGUUGUCAUUAAAGUCUCUUCCUGACGGUACAUGUCGCUCCGAGAAGACUGUUCUUAUCUCUUUCUAAAAUUGUCAAGUUAAAGAUUAAGCCGAACUUCUGUAUUCCCCGCCAAACCCUCUGACGUGCCACUUCCCAGUUGGACAAACACUGCAGCUCCUACUCCAUCCUUAAUGACAGGACCUGGCAUUCCUAUUGUGAGGGAUAUUUUAACUCCUCCAAUUCUGGUCCACACAGACCAAUUUUCCUUCUUUCUUUUCUCUCUUUCUCUUUCUCUUUCUCUUUCUCUUUCUCUUU
Cuculus canorus (common cuckoo) is the source of this 3536-nucleotide messenger RNA. RefSeq names its product homeobox D3 (gene HOXD3). The coding region runs from base 444 to 1691 and encodes 415 amino acids. NCBI's taxonomy places the organism in Eukaryota, Metazoa, Chordata, Aves, Cuculiformes, Cuculidae. Gene Ontology annotation, molecular function: DNA-binding transcription factor activity, RNA polymerase II-specific; RNA polymerase II cis-regulatory region sequence-specific DNA binding. Gene Ontology annotation, cellular component: nucleus. The transcript is spliced from 4 exons. The record is from RefSeq and is a predicted model, not a curated record. Gene Ontology annotation, biological process: regulation of transcription by RNA polymerase II.